Messenger RNA from Macrosiphum euphorbiae (potato aphid), 1965 nucleotides. Lineage: Eukaryota; Metazoa; Arthropoda; Insecta; Hemiptera; Aphididae. The record is from the annotation of a GenBank genome assembly.
AUGAUUGUCACUAUUGUUUUAACGAGUUUGAUGUUGACGUACGAUGUGGUUUAUGGAAAUUAUUAUCAUCACAACAGAAACACUACUCUUCACAAAUAUGGGCCCAAUGUUUGCGCUGUCGAAGAGAUUUCGUCAGGGAACGGCGGCGAGACUACGUACAGAGAGCGUGGAUGGCCAAUAGAUGAUCGCCAGCAUAGAACUUGUGGACAGAACACAAUCGUGAGGUAUGAAUGCUGCUUGGGAUUCAAGUCGAUGUAUGGGUGCCCAGGGUGCACCGGCGUAAAACCGACAAAGAACGUGUUGGAAACAGCUCAAGAACUCGGAGCCAGCGAGUUUGUCCGGUACGUCCGGCAGCACGGCUUGUACGAUUCGUUGACCAGCGGCGGCCCGUAUACGAUAUUCGUUCCCACCGACGAAGCUUUUUCCAAAAUUGAUAACGCGCAUCGGUCGGCCAUGGAGUCUUACGAAUCGGCCAUCGAGAUACUCAGAUACCACGUGGUGCCCCUGAGGAUCGUGACACAAAACGUAUCUUCCAACGAGAUGUUGAACACGUUGAACGAUGGACUUCAAUUGAGGUUUAAUAAGUACUCAACAAAAAUCGAAACUAUAAAUUGUGUUACGAUACUGCGUAAGAACCGAAUUGCUCAAAAUGGAGUGGUGCAUUUGAUAAGUUCCGUACUAAGUCCUUACAGUUAUUCAAAUCGAAAUUUGAUGCAAAUUAUCAACCAGAAUCGAGACUUAACAAUAUUUUCAAAAAUGCUCGAAGUUUCGCGUAUGCAUCAAAGUUUAAAAGAAACAUUUCAAACACUCACAGUUAUGGUGCCAACCGAUAUGGCAUUACAAAGAUUUCCACAAAAUCAACUCAGAAGGAUAUUGAGUGACGAGACACUUAGCAAGGCGUUUGUGUUAAAGCACAUAUUACCGACACCUAUUUGUUUGAGUGCUGUCACCGAAGAUCAGUACGUCAAGAGUCUGGCGGACAGCAAUAAUUACGUGAAAUUCAGCUGCGAUGUGAAGCGCACUGUGACGGCUCAAGGAAACUGUAUCAACAACGAUUUGAAAUUAUCGUCCAACGGAAUUAUUUACGCAAUAAACUUUGCACUGAGCUCCGAAGAAGGGAAAUCGGCGUUGCAGAUCAUGCAGCAUUUGGGUCUAAGCGAAUUCGUUCAGAUUGUCAACAUCGCCGGUCUCGCGCAGACGUUUGAGAAUUUUAACGCAUUAACCGUUUUUGCACCGACCAACAAAGCCUUCAGAUGUAUGAAUCCUAUGGAAAUGUAUCACAUCCGGUCCGACCCGAGUGCCGCCCGAGCGUUCGUAGAUUUUCACGUCGGGAGACAGAUGAUGACGGCCGAGAACAUUUACGACGGGAAAUCUGUCGAGACCUUUGCUCCCGGGAAGCAACUCCGUCUGCAGUGCGUCCAGAACGAGUUCGGUGUCGAAGGACGUCGGAUUCACUUUCAAACCGUGCGGGGCUACAACGGGGCCGUUCACGUCGUCGACCAUGUAUUGUAUCCGCCGACGAUAUCCGUCGAAGACCUGAUCAGGAAAAACGAUAGUUUCAGUUUGUACGCGCAAGCGAUGGACCUGGUGCUGGGCGCUUCUCCGGGGGGUCGGACGCCAUUCGAGUUCUGCAGUGGCGUGCACAAUACGUAUUUCAUACCCACGGACUAUGCGUUCAGGAAACUCGGGGCCGUCGAAUUGAACAGGUUGUUCGGCAACCCCACACGCAUGCGACAAAUCCUCGACAACCACCGGGCCGAUCGGAUCCUGCCGUCGGCGUUGAUCGGCACGCGUCAGCAGUACGAGAUAAAAACGAAAAACGAAAUCGUCCGCGUAUCCAACGAAGACGACAAGUUUAUGGUCAACGAAGCUGAAAUAAUUGAAACGGAUAUAAUUACGACCAAUGGGCUGGUCCACGUGGUCGACGAUCUGAUUUUACCACAAAACAGACGGAGAAGCGAAUGA